CUGCUCACUUCUGUCCAGUCGCCUCGAGACGGUCGCGCUAUGGGCCCUGGGUAACCGUGACGCACAGAAUGGCGGCGUGAGGAUAGUUUUGAACACUAGAGCUGUUUACGUUGCCGAAAAUUGCUCUUGUGAGUGACCUAGGAAUCAUUCCAGAUGGAUCGAAACCUCAAUUUGUAUACAUAAGAACCCAGAUGGGUUACAGGUAGCCCAAGGUACACUUUGCGCGACCCAAAUCUCGCCAGGACGAUGGAUCUCUCAGGUGGGUUGGAGCAGGUCGAAGACGACUUGCAGGAACUUAGUUUGGAGAGGACAAUCACCAAGAGCUUAAAGACCCAAGAAGAGAUCGAUCGUUUGACUGUUGAUGAGAAGCUAGGUGACCUUGAACGUGCUGUUUACCUGCUCAGCUCUGGGCAGGAGGUCCAGCGCAUCAGUGUUGUGAACAGUCUCCCCCAGCUGAUACAGGACAAUGCACCUGAGGCCAUGCGCAGGGUGGUUCCCAAAGUCAGGGAAAUGCUACACGUGGCCGGAGCGGACGUCCAGCUGGCUGCUACCAUCUCCUUCCUGUCCAUCCUGGAGCGAGAGGUCAUCCCCAUCUCCACCUACUCCUCCACCUUCCUCCAGACCAUCAUCAUGAGCCUGGAGGUCAAGGACCCAGUGGUGUCCAAUGCCUGGUUAGAGACAUUACUGUCUGUGUGUGGCUGUCUCCCAAAAGAUGUCAUCAAAAGAGAGAUUUUAGGUAUUGCAGUUGCCAAAGGCCAGUUGUCCCAGUCUGUGCAGUCCAGACUGGCCAGCUGUAAGAUUCUGGGCAGGGUAGCAACCAAGUUUGAACCAUACAUAAUCAAGAAAGAGAUUCUUCCAUUGGUCACAGCUCUUUGUCAAGAUAUAGACUAUGAGGUGCGGGGGUGCAUGUGUCGACUGUUGGACAGUGUAGCAAGAGCAUUAGGGUUGGAAAAUACCAAGAGUGCAAUAUUACCAGAGUUAGUGGAGCUGGCCAAUGAUGAGGAAUGUUUUGUACGACAUGCAGCGUUGGAUGCUGUAGUCAAUCUUCUCAAUCUCCUGGACGAUGACACAUGUACCCAGACCAUCGUGCCAUUGGUGUGUAAGUUCUGUGAGCGUUCCAUGGAGGCAGAUGACACGACCCUCCCCCAUGUGGCGGAACAGUUCGGCCGCUUGUGCCAUGGCCUCUCAGUUAACGUGGAUGAACAGCAGCGGGCGUGGUUGUUGGAGUUCUACACACAGCUGUGUAUCCAGGGGAGGAUGAGAGAUGCCCAGUCCCCCCCUCCCCCUCCCCGCACCCCCUCCAGUAUCUGUGAUGAGGACAGGUGUGCAGACUGUCGCAGGAACGCUGCUUACAACUUCCCUGCUAUGGUUUUAUUUGCUGGGCCCAAGAACUUCAAGCAUGAGCUGUACAACUGUUUUGUCAGUCUGUGUGAAGAUCCACACUACAUAGUUAGACGAACCAUUGCUUGUGGAUUUCAUGAGGUGGCCAAGUUACUAGGUUCCCAUGUCCAAUUAAUCCAGCAGGAGUUGGUCACAUUACUCAAUGAUAAUUAUGUACAGGUCUUAGAAGGGAUAGUUCCACAUCUUCCGGAGACUUUAGAGAGCUUAGUAAAAGGUGUUGGAGGUGGGCUGUCAGAAGCCAGGACAAUGCUGUACUCCACCAACCGGCACCAGAUCAGUAACCAUGCAGACCUGGUGCAGGCGUUGUUGACAUGUGAGUACCUGGUGGCAGCCUGUAGUCAGUGGAGACUACACCUGACCAUGAUGCAGCGCCUGGCCUGUGUCGUCCGAGUCUUCACCAGUGACCAGAUCUACAGCAAGUUUGUGCCAGUCCUGUUCCAGAGACUAACCCUCGCAAGAGUACUUCCAGUGAAGCAGGCUGCCGGACGGACGUUAUGUGUGAUCAUCAGACACAACCGCAGACAGGAGCACAGACAGGAGCUCAUCUGUCGACUUAUAGAAGCCCUGUGUCACGCCAACAAGUACCAGCUCAGGAUGCUGUUUGUGGAUGUGUGCUGUGAUGUUAUGGAACUCUUCUCAAGAAGAUUCUUUAAAGAGUACUUCUUUGAGUUUGUACUGAACCUUGCCCAUGACCCUGUGGCAAAUGUCAGGUUGAAGCUGUGUUCACUGCUGCCUCGGCUGAAGACACAGAUCAAGUUACCCGGGGACAGACAGCUCCUGCAGCAGUUGGAACACUGUGUGCGGAGACUGCUGUCCCACGAGAGGGACAGAGACGUUGCUGCUGCUAUUAGGAAGUCUGUCUUUGAGCUGGACAAGAUUCAAGUUGCCAUGGAAACUUUAACACAGAGGAUGUUUAUGGAGGAAGACUUGAUGGACCAGAAAAAGGAGGAAGAGGAGAAAAUGUUGUUAGAGCUGGAGGAAAGGGAGAAGAAAGAGCAUGAGCAAACGAAGGGCAAAUACACAGAGAAGGGGAAAGGCAAGGGGUCCAAGGGUCAAGGCAGGAGAGGUGGGGACAAAUCCAAAGAAGCAAAGGCUGCAGCUGCAAAAGAUGCAUCCCCAACCAUGCCACGUAGCAACAGCCUUUCACAUGUCUCCUCAAGUAAUAACCUGUCUCCAGGCCAGAGAGGAGCCCACAAUAGAGGUCAUCGAACGUCAGUAAGCAAGACCAACUCCAGUGAGAUGCCAUCUGCCUCCCCCAAGCUUAGUAAACACUCCUUACACUCUGGCUCCAGUGAAAACAUGACCAGCCCAGGACUAACCAGGAUAGUUUCACCACACAGGAUAGUUCCAUCUGUCCACGACAAAAAGAACAGAAAAUACUCCCUGGGAAGCAAGGAAGACCGAAUAAAAAGGACCUCUAGCAACAGUCCUGUAGCAGGAGUUUCAACUUCUCAUAGCAAGAAAUCGUCACUCAAAAAGAGUAGCCACAGCCUGACUAACCUGGCAGCCAACUCUUCUGGCCAUGGGUCACCCAAGGGUGGCUCAACCCCAACUCACACAAGGAAGAAAUCCCAAGCCAGAUAGGACCAUGAUGCAGUGAUGGGAGUUCCUGUGUUGUGUUGUGUACAUACUCUGUACUUCUAUGAGGACAUGCUAAAUGUGCAGUACUUUACAGCAGGACAGAUAACAUCUUACAGCAUACUGAAAAAUCAAGCUGCAACAAGUUUGAUUUUGAAAUGCAAAUGUUGCAUAUUGAGUUUUUAGGAAUGAAUGUGAUCAACAGCUUUCCUCUGACUAAAAAAGUAUAUUAUCAUGUCAUAGACAAAAGACUUGAACAUUAGAUCAUCUUCUAUAAAAUACAUGUAAAAUUAGGUCUGAAGAAGGCUGUUAAUCACACGUGGUGAUUUGAUUGUCUAAAAGAUUUUCUCAUGAUUAAGACACUUGGUUGAGAUUUUACACUUCACACUGUGUCCUCAUCUGUAAAUUAAGUACAUUGCUAUAGAAAAGUGUGUUCAAAGUGCUUGUGUUUCAGAUGUUGCUUUUAGGUCAAGUUAAUGCUUGAAACAUCUUUUAAUGUUCUGCCAAGACUUAGAUUCCCCUCCAUCUUGUUGAAACUCAGUUGGACCAUGCAGUAUUGCUAAGAUUACCAUCACUUUGUUACUUGCCAAAUGUCUAACUUACUUCUUGGUUUCAAUAUGUACAUAAAGUGAUAAAAAUUCCCUCCAAUAUUAAAAAUUGAAGCCAUUAUCAUAAUGUUUCACACCUGCCACAUCUGCCAUAGACUGCUGGUGCCACAGAAAGAAAAACUAUUAAUAACAUUAUUUACAAUGUCUGGGAGAGUUCCAAAUUCACACUGGUACUGGUACACUUCUCAAUUAACUGAAGAUUGUGAUGAUAUUGCUACGAUUGUGUGACAUCUCUAGGGUACUGCAUGGUUCAAGUGUUGUUGUUUUUAUUUCAAAGAGAUGGAGUCAGAUUGGCGCUGUUGUACUUCUCUGUAGGUUGUCAGCAUUUUUAAUAAGACUUACUCACAUGGAUAAAGCCACUUCUCACAAAGGUUUACCUCACAAACAACAUGAGAUUUAAGAGUAACAUACCAGCCUGUUAGUAAAGCUCUUAAUCAACAACAGGAGAUGCCAUCAGCUGUUAAACAUAAUGAUAUGAUCAGUAUGUAUAAAGUUGCAAGAAAGGUUAAAAUUGGCUUUGGAAGCCAGAAUUUUCGUAUCAAUGCUGAAACAUCGAAAGUGUAUUUUUCAUUUUGACAAGCCUUUUUUUCUGUCAGAUACUUAUUUUUAAAAGCAAUUUUGGUCUAAAAAAAUGUAAUAAUUCUUGAAAUUAACAAAUGUAAAGCUACAUGUAGUAGUAAACAGUCAGAGCUUCGUCAAGGAGUGGACUAGUUAGUAUAUUGCCACAACUUAUUUUUAUCUAAAUGGUAUCUUAAUGGUGGCCACAGAAUGGUGAUAAUUUUUCGAUGAUAAUGACUUCUCCAAAGCUGAGAUUCAAUAUUCAAUGUUACUUGAGGAGAGAUUGCCACAGCUGGAAAGAGAAUUCUAGUCUAGAGAAAUGUUGUAUGAUAAUGUUUGUUUGCAAAUGGUUUCUAGUUCCCUCAUUGUGAUGGGAUAGUCAUGUGUUGUUGUACAUGUAUGUACAUUUUUUGUAGAAAGGUGAUUACUUAACUGCAAAGUGUUUGUCUCUAACAAGGUAGAUUGCAGUCAUUGUACUUUAGUGCCAAUGAUAACCAGCCACUGUACAAGUUGAAACUGCCCUUCUUGCUGCCAUAGAAAACAUGUUAGGUGAUACACAUUGUAUGUACAUUUAUAUACAUUAUCGCUUGAAGAUGGUACACAUAGUUGGUGUAGCUGCCUGGUGAGCACUUGCCCAUAGGUUUUUCUUUUUGGUAAGUAAGUGCAAUAUAGAUGGAUGGUUUGCCAUUUGGACUAGCAGCCACCUGUUACAAGCUGAAUGAACUCCCUCCAUCUGCAGUUUAACCCAAUGGGAAGAAAUUGAGGUUGAUUGGUUUUGAGAUAGUUUGCCCCCCUUUUACAAUGUUUUUUGUCUACUAAAACAUCCACACUUCACUGGAGUAACAUGUCUAAUACCGAGAAUUGCAAUCGUGCAAUUGAUACCUGUUGAGGGGGCAUGUGUGCAACCAGUGUGGAAUGAACCAUCUUUGAUAAUAUGGUUCUCCGGUUACCAUCCAAGUUGUGUAGGGACACACAGUCAUGUAUUGGGCAAUCCUGUGGAGGAAGCUUAAAAUAUGCCUGGGCUGAUAUAGGUUAGAUGUUUGUCAUGUACAGAUGAAAAGAAAGAAAAAUUUAACUUGAUGCUGCAAAACAAAAAUAGAGUGAAAAAGCAUGUGUAUAUCUUUUCCAUUGCUGCCACUGGGGUGUAGACAGAUUGUAUGUAUUGAUGCUGCAUGAAUCGUUACUGCUUUGCACAGAUGUUAGUUAUGGGUUUUGUAAUAAAGCAAAGAUAUAGACUAA
Messenger RNA from Branchiostoma belcheri (Belcher's lancelet), 5384 nucleotides. RefSeq names its product serine/threonine-protein phosphatase 4 regulatory subunit 4-like. The transcript has 27 exons. Gene Ontology annotation, cellular component: cytosol; protein serine/threonine phosphatase complex. Gene Ontology annotation, molecular function: protein phosphatase regulator activity. Bases 247 to 2985 code for a protein of 912 amino acids. The record is from RefSeq and is a predicted model, not a curated record. Lineage: Eukaryota; Metazoa; Chordata; Leptocardii; Amphioxiformes; Branchiostomatidae.